AUGUCAUCAGGCCUCACAGAGGAACAAAAGAGAAGAAUUGAAGAGAACCGCCAGAAGGCUUUGGCUAGGAGAGCAGAGAGACUAGCAGCCCAGAGAGGUGGGCAGGUGGGGAUCACUGGACCUCAGGUGAAAGAACAGAGUCCAGUCCCUUCCAAAAAGGAGGAGAACAAUCAUGUCAGGUUCGUUAGCCAGCACCAACAGAAUCCAAACAGUCCUGUGGAGCAAAAGAGCUAUCUUCAGAAAGAUCAUAAUCAUUACACUGCAAACCAACAGGUAGCUGGUUCACAUGGAGAGCAACAAAAGAAUUUUUCAGAGGACUCGGAACAAGCAAGUGGCAUUAAGCAGUUCCCUACAACAAUCCCAAACUCUCCGAGUUAUUCCCAUAAACAUGACUUUGAUGCUGGUGGUCAGGCACAUGGACAACAAGCUUUAAUUAAUCUUGGUACAUUCCAGCAGCCCAAAUGCUACCCAGCUUUCAAAAACCCUACAGAACCAUCUCAUCCUAGAUUAAUUGAUAGUGGGCACCCUGACAGUAGUAAAGAUUUACAAAAUCAGAACAAAUCUGCCAUAAAAUAUGUUUUACCACCAAGCAGCACCACCCCAAGUGAUUCAGAAAUGCUGAUAAACACAAGGCAACCAACGGAAAGAGAAUGGGGAGGUGGUGCCUCUCAGGCCAGUGGUAGGAUGCAGAAGCUGACCAGCUCUGCUAGUGCAGGCUCUACCUUUGAAGCUGCCUCUUGCAAGAAACCAAACAGUGUUACAAAAGGAAAAUGUGUGAAAUAUGGAGAAGACCGAUUCCAGGUUGAAAUAGGGUAUAAUGCUGAACUCAUUGCUGUGUUUAAGAAGAUACCAAGCAAAAGCUAUGAUCCUGCUGUGAAAAAAUGGAAUUUCAGCCUGGAAGAUUACAGCAGUUUCAUGGAAGCAGCAAAUCAACUUCCAUCAGUAAUUCUGGCACCACUGGAAGGAGAAAAUGCAGUUGGCUUGGCAUCAGGCUCUCAUUUUGUUGGCAGUGGGGUUGAUGUGAAAUCCCUCUUGAAGAUGUGUAAGAACUGGAAGAAACCCUCAGCCCUUGUCAAAGGGAAGUGCAUGCUGAUCUCUCGCUUGCGGUUUGAGGUUGAUAUUGGGUAUUCUGCAGAACUGAUUGGAGUGUUCAAACAGAUGGAUUCCAGAAAUUAUGAUGUGAACACCAGAAAGUGGAAUUUCCUGCUGGAGGACUAUCCCAAACUGAUGGAAGUGUUACAGAGCCUUGUGUCAGUAGAAGUGGAGCCACUGCCUGAGGCAGUAAUACAAACAUUUGCUGCUCAAAUACAGAGAUCUACAUCACAGACAGACAUUCCUGAUGCUGACCUUUCAGUAGUGGACUCCAAAAUUGUGACGAGCCUCAUGCCCUUUCAGCGGGAAGGUGUGAAUUUUGCAAUUUUAAGAAAUGGACGUUUACUUCUUGCGGAUGACAUGGGCUUGGGCAAGACCAUCCAGGCGAUCUGCAUUGCUGCCUAUUACCGAAAGGAAUGGCCCUUGCUUGUGGUGACUCCAUCUUCUGUGAGGUUUACAUGGGCAGAGGCAUUUCACAGGUGGCUUCCAUCCUUGAGUCCAGGUAGCACCAAUGUCAUAGUGACUGGCAAAGACAACCUAACAGGAAGCUUGAUCAACAUCGUCAGCUUUGACCUCCUCAGUAAGAUGGACAAGCAACUUAAGAGCACUUUCCAAGUAGUUAUUAUUGAUGAAUCUCAUUUCCUAAAGAACAUAAAAACUGCACGAUGUCGAGCUGCCAUGCCUCUACUCAAGGUGCGUAUGCUGGGUGCCAAACCUCCAGCAGCUAAG
Messenger RNA from Pelecanus crispus (Dalmatian pelican), 1821 nucleotides. NCBI's taxonomy places the organism in Eukaryota, Metazoa, Chordata, Aves, Pelecaniformes, Pelecanidae. The record is from RefSeq and is a predicted model, not a curated record.